GCGGGGCGGGGGGCGCGGGGCGGGGCGCGGGCCGAGCCGCGGCCGCUCCGGACAUGUCGGGCCCGCGCGCCGGCUUCUACCGGCAGGAGCUGAACAAGACGGUGUGGGAAGUGCCGCAGCGGCUGCAGGGGCUGCGCCCGGUGGGCUCGGGCGCCUACGGCUCCGUCUGCUCGGCCUAUGACACGCGGCUGCGCCAGAGGGUGGCGGUGAAGAAGCUGUCGCGCCCUUUCCAGUCGCUGAUCCACGCGCGGAGGACGUACCGCGAGCUGCGGCUGCUCAAGCACCUGAAGCACGAGAACGUCAUCGGGCUGCUGGACGUGUUCACGCCGGCCACCUGCCUCGAGGACUUCAGCGAAGUCUACCUGGUGACCACGCUGAUGGGCGCCGACCUGAACAACAUCGUCAAGUGCCAGGCGCUGAGCGACGAGCACGUGCAGUUCCUCGUGUACCAGCUGCUGCGCGGGCUGAAGUACAUCCAUUCGGCGGGGAUCAUCCACCGGGACCUCAAGCCCAGCAACGUGGCUGUGAACGAGGACUGCGAGCUGCGGAUCCUGGACUUCGGGCUGGCGCGCCAGGCGGACGAGGAGAUGACUGGCUACGUGGCCACGCGCUGGUACCGGGCCCCUGAGAUCACGCUGAACUGGAUGCACUACAACCAGACAGUGGACAUCUGGUCUGUGGGCUGCAUCAUGGCCGAGCUGCUCCAGGGAAAGGCCCUCUUCCCAGGAAAUGACUACAUCGACCAGCUGAAGCGCAUCAUGGAGGUGGUGGGCACACCCAGCCCUGAGGUUUUGGCAAAGAUAUCCUCGGAACAUGCCCGGACCUACAUCCAGUCCCUGCCCCCCAUGCCCCAGAAGGACCUCAGGAGCAUCUUCCACGGAGCCAACCCCCUGGCCGUGGACCUGCUGGGAAGGAUGCUGGUGCUGGACAGUGAGCAGCGGGUCAGCGCGGCCGAGGCUCUGGGCCACGCCUACUUCAGCCAGUACCAUGACCCCGAGGAUGAGCCCGAGGCUGAGCCCUACGACGAAAGCGUGGAGGCCACGGAGCGCUCGGUGGAGGAGUGGAAGGUGCUCACCUACCAGGAGGUCCUCAGCUUCAAGCCCCCAGAGCCGCCGCAGCCGCCUGGCAGCCUGGACAUUGAGCAGUGAGGGGAAUGCCGCCCGCCAGCCGCACUCAGACUCGAGGGGAAGCCUGAGCCCGCCUGCCCCCUGCCUCAGCCUGCCAGGCUCCCACAAGGGGCGCCUCCCGACACCACUCUGGUCAGCAGCACCCACCCCUGGCCUGGGACCCUCGUCUGCAUGCCCGCUCCUUGGGAGAGGCUGCACGUGUGUGAGCCACGGGUGUAGGAGUCUGGGCAGAGCGUCCUGGACUUCCUUGGUCCUCCCUUUGGGACCUUGCUGUUGGGAACCUGGCUGCCAUGAGAGCUCCCCCUGAGGAGUGUGUCUGUUUCCAGACCUCCCGGGUCCCAGAGGGCUGUCUGGGGGUUGGUGCCUUGGGGCCGGAGCCUCCUGGAGAUAAAGGAAGGGGACUUGAUGGUCAGAGCUGCUCAGCCUGGAAGUGGGAGGCUACUCUGGAAAGAGCUGAGACUCACAGGAUCUUCCGUGGGGGGUGGCAGAGUGGGGACGGCUGCCUGGAGCCAUGUACUCACCUAUGCGGUGUGUGGCACGUGUAUCCUCCUGGAAUUCACGUGUCAAAGCAGAUACAGGCACGUGUGACUCUGAGGGCACCUGAGAGCCAGUGGCCACGACCGGCAGGAGGCCCACGUUGGGGUGGUCCUGCUGCCUCCCCUCCACUCCUGAUGUGGGUGGGGUGGAGCGCAUUGCUAAAAUCCCGGUGGGCAGCCUGCAAGGGGCUCAGGUGGCCACAGGCAACCACGUGAGCCAAACCCCUUCCUCCUUGGGUGUGGGAGCUGCAGCAGGUUCUGAGGCACAAGGGCACUGUGCCCGCUGGGGGGCCAGCAGGCACGGGGCCUCCAGCCCGGAGGACGCACACAGCCACAUGGACUCGGACCCUGGACCAGAGCUGACGAAGCCUCCUCUGCCCACUCUACCUCUGCCCACCCUCUGGCCCUGCAGCCAGGAGCUGGGGUGCUCGAGUCUGUGGGUCAGCCCUUGUCCUCCUUCCUCCUUCCAGAGUGGAGCUGACCUAGUGAGCUCUGGACGGGACCGUCCUGCUCAAGACGUGUUGGGGGUGUGGGUCCCGCAUUGAGGAACUUCUCUGUCAGGCAGGACCAGGGAGGUCUGAAUGUCAAGUGCCUGCACCAGGGUUUUGCAAUAAAGGGAGCCCCCUUCACUCUGCUUGUGUUUCCUGCUCCAGGGUGUGCUGCCCCGCUGCCCCCACUGCCUGGAGGGGGUGGCCACGUCCCCGAUCAGACAAGCAGCCAUCGGCAGCACCCUCCCUGCUCCCUGAGGGCCAGCAGGACCUGAGGUGGACAGGGCGUGACGUCCACCCACAAUCAGCCUGCUGCCCUCAGAGGGUCACUGGGCAGGACCUAGUCCAGAUCCAGACCUGCCCCUUCACUCAGUGGUCAGGGAGGACACGGGGCGGGGGAGUGGAGGCCUCUGGGAGCAAAGACCCGCC
Messenger RNA from Hippopotamus amphibius kiboko, 2580 nucleotides. RefSeq names its product mitogen-activated protein kinase 11 (gene MAPK11). Lineage: Eukaryota; Metazoa; Chordata; Mammalia; Artiodactyla; Hippopotamidae. Gene Ontology annotation, cellular component: nucleus; cytoplasm. The transcript has 12 exons. Gene Ontology annotation, molecular function: MAP kinase activity; ATP binding. Gene Ontology annotation, biological process: protein phosphorylation; intracellular signal transduction. The record is from RefSeq and is a predicted model, not a curated record. Bases 54 to 1148 code for a protein of 364 amino acids.